GUACAGUUUCCAGGAAGCGUCGCAGUAGAGUUCAACAGAGUCUGCGAUAGAGGUUUUUUCGGUUGGUAUAAAUGCAUUUUGAACGGCUUUUAGGUCCAUUAUGAAGCUCAAAAGAAACAAGUUUAAAACAUCGUCUAAAUUGAAACAAAAAGGCAUCAAAGUUACAGGGCAAUGGAACCCCAUUGAGAUAGAUCCAAAUCUUUUUGCUGAUGAAGAGCUUGGAGGCAUAGUAUGUUUUGAAGAGCUUACCAGUUACAAACUGGUGUCUUCCUUGAAAGAGGGAGAAGAAAAAGCUGCAAAAAGAAAAUGUAAUGAUGAAGAGUUCGAAAAAGUAUGUAGUGCCAUUCCCAAAAAGAAGAGAAAAAAGGAGAAAAAUCUAGAACAUGGAAAAAGGAGGAAGGAUGAGCAUGAAAUUGAGGAAGAAGUAACUGAACAGGAUGCCAGGUGCAAAAAAGCCCUUGUUAAGUGUGAACAACAUGAUUAUAAUACAAGGAAGGUGACAGACCUGGAAAGAAAACCUGCAAAGAAAAAGAAGAGAGGGAAAAAGAAAUCAUGUUCUCCCCAAAAUAUCCUUGAACCAACUGGAUCUUCCAAAAAAGCUAAUAAUUGGACAGCCAAAGUCUUAUCCGCAACGGCAGAUCACAGAGCAGAUGUUUCUGCAUGGAAGAGCCUCUUCGUUCCUACGCCUGUCCUUUGGGCAUUGAGUGAGUUGGGUUUCAGUACACCAACUCCUAUCCAAGCACUAACUCUACCAUCUGCAAUUCGAGAUAGCAUGGACAUUCUUGGUGCUGCAGAAACAGGGAGUGGAAAGACUCUUGCUUUUGCCAUUCCAAUGAUCCAUUCCAUUCUACAGUGGUACAGAUCAAAAAAUAUGACAACCGGAAGUGACCGCACAUUUGAAGAAAGAGUGGACAGUGAAGAUGAAAUGGCAAAGCAUGACAUAAGUGAAAAAAUAAGCCUAAAUUCAGACACAGGUGAAACCAGUGCUGCUGCUUCUGAAGAUCAUGAUGAAUCUCUGGUAGUAGACUCCAUAGAGGUAUCGGAGGAUGUAGGAUUUUUUGUGGGUUCCCCAAAACAGAAGUCUGUUGAAGAUAAAAAUAAUCCUCUUCUGGGAUUGGUCUUGACUCCUACAAGGGAACUGGCUGUCCAAGUAAAGCAUCAUAUUGAUGCAGUGGCCAAGUUCACAGGUAUUAAAACAGCCAUUCUUGUUGGAGGAAUGGCUCCUCAAAAGCAGCAGCGGAUGUUGAAGAGGAAGCCAGAGGUGGUUAUCGCAACUCCAGGGCGCCUGUGGGAGCUAAUCCAGGAGAAGCAGCCCCAUCUCUCCAAUCUACGGCAGCUCAGAUGCCUGGUGAUUGAUGAAGCAGACCGGAUGGUGGAGAGGGGACAUUUCUUAGAGCUGUCUCAGUUGCUGGAAAUGUUGAGUGAGACACAGCAUAACCAAAAACGUCAGACGUUUGUCUUCUCUGCCACCCUGACUUUGAUCCAUCAAGCUCCCACUAGAGUUCUGCAGAAGAAAAAUGCUAUCAAAAUUGACAGAAAGACUAAGCUGGAAAUGUUGAUGCAAAAAGUGGGCAUCAAGGGCAAGCCCAAAGUGAUAGAUUUGACCAGAAAAGAGGCAACUGUGGAAACUCUUACAGAGACCAGAAUCCAUUGUGAUACAGAAGAGAAGGAUUACUACCUCUAUUAUUUUCUGCUUCAGUAUCCAGGCAGAACCAUGGUUUUUGCAAACAGCAUAGAUUGUAUCAAGCGACUCACUGCACUCUUGACCAUCUUGGACUGCAAUCCACUGCCUCUUCAUGCAAACAUGCACCAGAAGCAAAGGUUAAAAAACCUGGAGAAGUUUGCAGAACGAAACAGCUGUGCCCUGUUGACAACAGAUGUAGCUGCUCGUGGUCUUGAUAUUCCUUAUGUACAGCAUGUCAUACAUUACCAGGUUCCCCGUACUUCCGAGCUUUAUGUUCACAGAAGUGGCAGGACUGCCAGAGCUGCCAAUGAGGGCCUGAGCUUGCUACUGAUUGGGCCACAUGACUUGAUUAAUUUUAAAAAGAUUUAUAAGACUCUGAAGAAGAAUGAAGAGCUUCCUUUCUUUCCGAUUGAGACAAAAUGCAUGACAGCAAUCAAGGAGAGGGUGAAUUUGGCAAGACAGAUUGAGAAGGUUGAGUAUUUCAACAGCCGAGCCAAGCACCAAAACUCAUGGCUCCAGCAAGCUGCAGAAGCACUUGAACUUGAUCUGGAUGAUGAUGAGCUAAUAGGAGGACAGUUAAGUGAGCAAGAAGAGAGCGAGAAGCAUAAGAUGUUGAAGGGGAUGAAGAAGCAGCUUAAAUACUUGCUCUGUCAGCCAGUAUUUAAAGGUCUUAUGAAAACGAAAUAUCCAACCCAGUCUGGGAAAUUAGUUCUGUCUGACUUCAUAGGUCAGCAUUCUCACUCUGCCUUGGGUGCUAUAUCAAAAGUACAAGUGAAGAAGAUAAAGAAGAACAAUAAUACAGGCAUGUUAAAUAAUUAACAGGACUUGUGAAGAUGCAAGAUAGAGCUUUCUUUCCCCCCUUUGUAGAUAUCACUUACUCAGAGUUCAUUUCAUGCACAUACCUAUCUUGAGUAAAUGAUAAUGAUCUGCUACUGUUGUUUCCAUAUCAUCUGGGUAUAGAUAAAGCAGAAAUUGGUAACAUCUUCAUGUGCUGGGCACCAUCAAAAGAUCUUGUACAGUGGCCCAAGGGUAUAAACUUUCACAUAAAAAUGAUCAGAUCUUUCAAGACUGCAAAAGCUUGAAAGUUUUUGAUGAUCUUAUCUCUCAAGAUCUCACGCAAGAAGACUGAAAUCUCAUGAUACUAGCGUACAGGUAGUCCUCGCUUAAUGACUAUUUAACAACUGUCUGGUGUUACAGUGGCCUUGGGAAAGUGCUUUACCAGCCCGUGGUCAUGUGAUUUGCAAUGUUUUUUAUUAUGGUCGUUAAGCAAAUCGCAUGGUUGUUAGGCGAAUGUCCACUGGGGAAGCUGGAUUCACUUAAAGACCACAUGAUUCACUUAAUAACCAUUGUAAAAAAGGUCCUAAAAUCAGCUCCAAUUUGCAUAACGACCAAAUCGCUUAGCAACCUAAAUUCCUGUCCCUAUUAUGGUCUGAUAGAGAGGACUAAAGACCCUCCCAGAGUUUCAGCCCAGAUUGUUUGGCCAUGCUUGAAGAGAAUCCUUGAAGUUGCAUUCACAAUAUAUUUGUAAGUUACCAUGCUAUGGGAAGCUGGAAUAAACUGCCUCCAGGAUAUUGGUUCUAGAGAUGUAUCCAUCUCUUUUUCUGUGCAGUAUUUGUGGAAAGAACAUCAAACCCUGACUCUCCAAAGAAGUAUACAGGUAUCUGUGGUUCCAUCAUCAACUACAUCAAUUGAGUAUUUUACUUAUUAAAGGCAGCCUCAUAAACACAAGUAGUGAAAUAAAACAUAUAAGAUGGGUGAGAUGGUAAAUCUAGAAAAUAACUCAAUACUAUUACUAUAACCUUAGUAGUAGUAGAAUCUACUACAUUAGUCCUAGAAAUGCAGAGUGAACAAAUUCUUUGAAUAUGCUCAGGCACACAUCAACACAAAAUGUGUUGGGUUACAUUUCUUUGUAAGAUACUACAGUUCAUUUAAUGUAAAUCACAUUUAGAUAUCUAAUAAAAACAGUUUCAGCUCUUUAA
Molecule: messenger RNA, 3663 nt
Organism: Python bivittatus (Burmese python)
Lineage: Eukaryota; Metazoa; Chordata; Lepidosauria; Squamata; Pythonidae
Gene: DDX24
Product: DEAD-box helicase 24
Molecular function (GO): nucleic acid binding; ATP binding; RNA helicase activity
Source: RefSeq, a predicted model, not a curated record